UUCCACUCGACCUCUCAGCGUCUUCGAGCUGCUUUCCAUGUGUUUACAGUAGAUCAUCGGAAAUCUUGGAAAUCGGAGUCACCCGUGGGAUGACUGUGCUUGAGUAGUGCUCGCCUAAGGUCUCGCUUUGCACCAUUCAGUUCGCACCCUCCCAGCGGCUCUCUAGGCGUCGACGAUAACGGCGCGAUAUCUCCCUCCUGCCUUGCGCUGCUCCACAUCCUAGUCUCUCAUGGCUAAAGCAGGCGUCGACACUCCUGUGCUUCAGGACGUGGAGAAGGAUGGUGUGUCUAUCGGCGGGAGCUCAUACGCUCAGAAGGACUGGCAUCAUUCGUACAAGUGGUCGAGGACACUACUACAGUGGGGUCUAGAGACGAGAGGUAUUACCCCCGUACCCCUCGCAGAACGAGUGGACACACAGUACAGCAAGAUAUUCUUCAUCUGGCUGUCCGCCAACUUCAAUAUCCUCUCAUUCUCCGCGGGUACUCUGGGACCGGUCGUGUUCGGUCUGGGCCUAAGAGAGUCUUGCUUGGUCAUUCUCUUCUUCAAUCUACUAUGCAGUGCACUCCCAGCAUAUUUUUCUACUUGGGGACCAAAACUCGGACUGCGCCAAAUGUGCCAGGCCCGUUACAGCUUCGGCUACUACGGUGUAAUUAUACCAAGUGUCUUUAACCUGUGCUCGAUGACGGGCUUCUGUAUCCUUAACUGUAUCCUUGGCGGCCAAACAUUGGCAAGUAUAUCCAACGGCCAUCUAAGCUGGAGCGUCGGGAUUGUGGUUAUCACCCUUAUAUCCUUAUUCGUCUCGUUUUGUGGCUAUAGAGUCUUGAACUGGUACGAACGUCUCGCAUGGCUUCCGGUCCUCGUUGUGUACCUCGUCGCUCUCGGAGUCGGCGGAAAACAUCUCAGCAACCCGCCCCCAGCGGAGCCGGCAACCGCAGCAGCAGUUUUGUCGUUCGCAUCCACGAUCGCGGGCUUCGUUAUCACCUACUGCGCGUUGGGGUCAGAUUUUACUAUCUACUUCAGCCCGUCUGUACAAAGUUGGAGAAUAUUCCUCUACUCGUACAUGGGUUUCAACAUCCCAAUAAUUCUCAUCCAAUGCCUCGGCGCAGCCGUCGCCGUCUCUGUGCCUUUCGUCCCCGAAUGGGAGGACGGCUACGCGAACGGGAACGUCGGCGGGCUCAUCGAGGCGAUGCUCCGGCCGACGGGCAACUUCGGGAAGUUCCUCACGGUGCUCAUGGCGCUCAGCGUGACCGCGAACAUCGCGCCCACGUUCUACUCGUUCUCCCUGAGCUUCCAGGUGUUCAUCCCGCCCCUCGCCGUCAUCCCGCGCUACAUGUUCUCCCUCCUCGCCACCGCGAUAUUGAUCCCCGUCUCGAUCGUCGGCGCACACAAGUUCUACGACACGCUCACGAACUUCCUCGGGCUCAUCGCCUACUGGGCGAGCGCCUUCGGCGCCAUCGUCCUCCUCGAGCACCUCCUCUUCCGCCGCGGCGCCUUCGCGUCCUACACCCUGCGCUACUGGCAGGACGCGCGCCGCCUCCCCACGGGGCUCGCCGCGCUGGGCGCGUGUGCGCUCGCGUGCGCGUUCAUCGUGCCGUCGAUGGACCAGGUGUGGUUCGUCGGGCCGUUUGCGCGGCAUGCGGGGGAUAUUGGGUUUGAGGUCGCGUUUUUCGCGGCGGGGCUGUUUUAUGUCCCGCUAAGGUAUGUGGAGCUGCGGUUUAGGCCGAUGGUGUAGCGUGGGCGCUCAGGCGCGAUGUGAAGAGGGAGGAAAGUUGCGUAUACGGGCGGGCUGGAGAGGUGGACCAAGCGGUGGGUACACACACGACCGGAGAGAAGUCAAAAUGAAUAAAUAGCGGUGUGCGUGACGCAUAUUGGUAGUCCUGGUCAUACUACAGCUACAAUUACAUCGCCCACGUCGCCUUCCUUGAUAUGUAUGAUU
This is a messenger RNA of Trametes versicolor FP-101664 SS1, 1936 nucleotides long. RefSeq names its product cytosine-purine permease. Bases 230 to 1732 code for a protein of 500 amino acids. Gene Ontology annotation, molecular function: transmembrane transporter activity. Gene Ontology annotation, cellular component: plasma membrane. The record is from RefSeq and is a predicted model, not a curated record. Gene Ontology annotation, biological process: transmembrane transport. NCBI's taxonomy places the organism in Eukaryota, Fungi, Basidiomycota, Agaricomycetes, Polyporales, Polyporaceae. The transcript is spliced from 10 exons.